CCAGCUCUUCCUGCCAAUACCUGAUCCACCACAUCCAACAACCACGCUUCCUCACAAACGACACGGGCCAAAAGAUGUCGAAAGUCAACACGCUUGUCGUUGACGCCGGUCCGCUUAUUAUAAACGGCUACUCCGCCUUCGCGAGCCUUGCUGAUGAAUUCCUUACCACUCCGUCCGUGUACAACGAAAUCCGAGACGAGCGCGCGAGGCAGAACUUGUUGCUUUGGGGAGAUCGUCUGGUUGUUCGCCAGCCGAACGCAAAGUAUUUACAGAUUGUCUCUGAUUUCGCCCGCAAAACCGGCGACUACGCAGUUCUGAGCUCGACAGAUUUGCAAAUCAUCGCGCUCACCUACGAGUUAGAAUGCGAGAAGAACGGCGGCGAUUGGCGGCUUCGGUCGCGACCGGGUCAACAGGCGACCAACGGGGCAAGCACACAGUCUAACUCCGCCGAGCAGCAAGUUGAGCAGACUGCCCAAUCUCUUGAGAAUCUGAAGGUUGAGGAUGAGAGUAAUGGAGCUGCUGCUGCUACUGAUAGUGAAACCAAAGAGGCUGAGCCAGUGGAUGAUGGGUGGAACACUAUUUCACGGAAAACCCGCAACACUAAGAAGAAACAGCACAAAAACUACCUGCCGCAAAAGGAGUUUGCUGGCGCUUCACCAUUCAAAGCUGUGCCUGAACCAGUAGUCGAAGAAGUCCGCGUUCCCAGCGCUCAAUCAGAGGCGGUCGAACACACUCCAGACACCGACCCUGCCGACGCCGACGCCGACGCCGACAUUCGCCCGGAAGACGCUGUCGACGCUGACGAGCACGACAGUUUUAGUGAAGACGAAGACGACGACGGCGAGGGCUGGAUCACACCCGAAACCCUGCAUCACCAGCAAGUCCUCGACGGGACCGUCGACGCUGCCGCGCCAGGAUCCACCGAACCGACCGUGCUGAAAGUCGGCAUGGCCUCGGGCGAUUUCGCAAUGCAGAACGUUGCUCUCCAGAUCGGCUUGAACGUCAUCAACCCGCAGUCCGGAUAUCAGAUCAAGAAAAUCAGAAGCUGGAUGCUGCGCUGCCACGCCUGCUUCUUCCUCACGCCUCCGCCGACCGGCGACAAGCCGCGUCAAUUCUGUCCUCGCUGCGGCGGCGCGACGUUGCUGCGCUGCACUGUGACUACAUCUGCCGAGACGGGUAAGGUGCAGGUUCACUUGAAGCGGAAUUUCCAGUGGUCGCACAGAGGAAAUAGAUAUAGCAUACCGACUCCUCAAAGCAAGCAAAACCGACGAACAGGAGGCGAGGGGGCAGAAGAAAUCCUGCUGAGGGAGGAUCAAAAAGAAUAUCUAAAGGCAGUCAAGAACGACGCCUGGCAAAAGCGACAUAACCAAAAGAUGCUAGACGAGUGGAUCGGCGGAGCGAGCGAUACUCUUGGCUCGCCGUUCGCCAGCGGGUCAUACAAGCGUGACAACACCACGAAAUCGGGCGUUAAAGUGGGGAAGAGUAGGUACGUGAACGAGAGACGGAGGAAGUGAGCAUGUGCUGUGUAGUUUAGGAUGGCUCUUUUGUAUGCCGGGUUGGUAGAUAGAAUGGUUUAAUAGUACGUCAUAACGGGCCCUUGAGACUUGCUUUCCACG
This is a messenger RNA of Myxozyma melibiosi, 1616 nucleotides long. RefSeq names its product Nin one binding Zn-ribbon like-domain-containing protein. Gene Ontology annotation, molecular function: RNA endonuclease activity. Bases 75 to 1514 code for a protein of 479 amino acids. Gene Ontology annotation, cellular component: preribosome, small subunit precursor. The record is from RefSeq and is a predicted model, not a curated record. Gene Ontology annotation, biological process: maturation of SSU-rRNA; ribosomal small subunit biogenesis. NCBI's taxonomy places the organism in Eukaryota, Fungi, Ascomycota, Lipomycetes, Lipomycetales, Lipomycetaceae. The transcript has 3 exons.